CGGGAGAGGUCGCAUGCUCUGUCCAGCCGAAAACACACGCAUUGUGGAAGAGCUCUUUCCUGUAGACUAGAAGAGGAACUCCUCCUAGUCUUUAGUUAUGGGAGAAACUCGGAGCGUGACAGAAAACUAUGUGUUUGCGCUGAAAAACUGCGCUGUGAACGGCGUGUAGUUGUCUCGGCGGAAUCCGGACCUCUCGUGCUUUGUGUCCGAACAUCACUGAGAGCCCUGGCAGCAGCACACAGCAGAUCAGGCAGAACGCCAACAUGGCCGCAGACGCAUCGGUGAAGCCAUGCCAGAUGGACCGCAGUGGCAGCUUCUUUAAGCUGAUAGACACAUUUUCCACUGAGAUCUCAGAGCUGAAGCAGGAGAUGGUUCAGACAGCUAGAGAGCCAGACACAAAGCUCCUACAAGGUCUGGAGGGGGAGGUGAGUGGUCUGUUCCUGCAGUCAUCAGUCUGCGCAGGUGCAGCAGGGGUCCGGGACUCUGGCUAUGACUCUCUACGCCGACGCAUGAGUGUGCUGGAUAGAGUAACACACACACACCCGGUCUGGCUCUUACUGCCACUCAGUGAUGAAGAAGCAAAACGCAUCCUGCAGCCUCAGCCACCAGGGACAUUUUUGGUGAGAAGGUCCUCUAAACUUCAAAAGAAGGUGAUUUCCCUGCGUAUGGACACAGACAGUUUUCCAGCCACUGUGAGGGACUUCCCUGUCACAGAGAGCCAGUACACCUUCUCCUUGGAGGGGUCAGGGAUCAGCUUCGCCGAUCUCUUUCGACUGGUGGCUUUUUGCUGUAUAAGCAGGGAUGUUCUCCCAUUUACGCUGAAGCUUCCUGAGGCAAUCUCUGCUGCAAAAACUACUUCUGAUCUAGAAGAAGUAGCCAAGUUAGGAAUAGGAUUCUGGGAAACUAACUUGUGUGAAAAGAAGACGAGCUCUGUGACUGAUGAAUCGACCGUCCAACAGAGAGUGAAGCAGACGGGGCAUAGGACAUCCCUUGGAGACGAUCUGCCACCUGUCCCACGAACUCGAUCCCCGUCUGAGCUGGAGUGCAGUCAGUCAAACGGGGCUCUGUGCUUCAUUAACCCCCUCUUCUUACAGACACACCGCUAUGAACCUGCUUCCACAGAAACUGUCACCUUAGCAGUAUCUGGACAAAACUGUGCACUUUCACCCAGCAGCAGCUCCUCUACUCAGGGCAAAAGCCAAUCAAGGCCUCAAAGCAUCAUUCGCCGAAACAGAGAACACAACAUAAACAACGACGUAAAUACAGAAAAACGUUUGUCCCGCUCCCCUCCACCUCGACCACCCCCACCCCGCACCAUCCCACGUAGACCAGCCAGUACAGUCAAGCAGAAGAGCAUGCCUGAGACUGGUGUUAGCUGGAUUAAAAUGCCCCAGGAGAAAACUGGCUUCCUAGGGCGCCUGAGUUCCUCGUUUAGCUCCUUCUCACCCUCGUCCUCACCCCCCAAGAAGAUCAGCUCACCCAUCCCCAUGCCAUCUUGUCGUGGAAAAAGAGCCCCCAGCAUUCCUGAAUCAGAGGGUCAGCUUUGUCACUUGGCACUGGAGGACCAGAUCAUUGAGCAGGCAGUAUCACAGAGCCUGGCCAAGCAGGCAUUGAGGAACGCAGCCACAGAGAGCAGAAACCCUACAGAGGAGGACAGCCCUGUAGGGCGAGAGAGACUCAGUGACAUUAGCAUCUCCACCUCCUCCUCUGACUCUCUGGACUACACUCAUGGCUUCACACUGCCAGCAGCAGCCAGCCCCUCCAGAGCUGACAGCAGCCUGGAGGAGGAGGAAGAAGAGGAGGAAGAUGAUGGCGUCGGUGUGGAGAGCGAUCAGGAGCUGAGCAUGGAGCCACCAUUCAAGCCCAAGAAGCAUCACAGCGCUGGUACGUUUGUGCUGCCACGGGCACUGAAAGGACAUCUGCGUAAGGUCAGCGGAGUCUUUAACUCACUCAUGACACCUGAGAAAAGAGCAGUCAAAAGGAUUGUAGAGCAGUCUCAGAACAAAAGCACCUACUUCGGCUGCCUGGUGCAGGACUACAUGAGUUUCAUGCAGGAGAAUUGCAGCUGCCAUGAAUCAGGCCUUGAGCUGCUGCAGACUGUCCGGCAAUUCAUGACUCAAAUGAAAUCCUACCUGCUGCAGAGCUCCGAGCUCAACCCUCCCAUUGAGUCUCUCAUUCCAGAGGACCAAAUUGAUCAGGUACUGGAGAAGGCCAUGCACAAGUGCAUCCUGAAGCCUCUGAAGCCUGUGGUGGAGACGGCUCUGCACGGCUUCCAGGUGAGCAGUGGAGUCUGGCAGCAGCUGAAGGAGAACCUGGCUUUGGCUAAAACAAAGCAGCCACAAGAGAUGGGUGUAGACGGAGCCAUGCCACCAGAUCCUGUGGCUAUAGAGAAGAUUCGUCAUAAGUUCCACAAUAUGAGCAAGAUGUAUUCGCCUGAGAAAAAAGUGUCACUACUGCUCCGUGUCUGCAAGCUCAUUUACACAAUCAUGGAAGACAAUUCAGGGAGAAUGUAUGGGGCGGAUGACUUCUUACCCAUGCUGACGUAUGUGUUGGCUCAGUGUGACAUGCCUGAGCUGGACACAGAGAUUCAGUACAUGAUGGAGCUACUUGAUCCCUCUCUGCUGCAUGGAGAAGGUGGAUACUACUUGACUAGUGCAUAUGGAGCCAUGUCUCUCAUUAAAAACUUCCAGGAAGAGCAGGCUGCACGGGUGCUGAGCUCAGAAACCCGUAACACACUCCACCAGUGGCACCGCAGACGCACAGCUCAGCGCAGCACACCGUCUGUGGACGACUUUCAGAACUACCUAAGAGUUGCACUCCAGGAACCAGACAGUGGCUGUACAGCUAAAACUCUGCAGGUCAGACCGUACGCCACCACAGAAGAGGUGUGUCAGUUAUGUGCUGAAAAGUUCAAGGUGCACGACCCUGAAGCCCAUGCCCUGUUCCUGCUGACAGAGGAAAGCACACAGCAGCUAGCCCCAGACACACACCCACAGAAGAUCAAAGCAGAGCUGCACAGUCGCCCACAGAUUCAGCCAUUUUACUUCGUCUACCGCCGGAUCCAGAACCUCGGCCUCACUGCUUCAGCAGAUGAGUUCAAUGGCAACUCAGAGCCUAUCUGACACUUAAGCCUCUGAAGCAUGUGUACCAUGCAUUUCCUCUCUUACCUUUUUACUGCAAGUUUUUUUUCACAGCACCACAGAGCCAACUGUGUUUUGGAAAUGUUUGCAUCUGAAGGAAACGGAAAAUGAUGCUGGGCCCUGAGGAAAGAAGGAAGGAAGGAUAUGUCUGACAGAUGCUGCAUUUUCAGCUCUUCUUUGUCUUUUUUAAUCUUUUGGGAACUGGAACGUGAGCAUCACAUUUGAGGAAGCUACUUUUGUGUUGUAUACAAUAAAAAAAAAGUUGGCCUUUGGCAAGAGAGCUGGUGGGAAGGUUCAGUAUGAAUGUGCAUAUUCAUAAUGGAGCCAGGCCUGAAUAAAAGAUGUUUAAAGAUUUUCUAUAGUGCUUCAGUAUAAAUAAUGCAGUGCUCUACAUGACCGCUCUUUUUUAAAGGGCAAAAUGUAUUAGAUAUGUUUUAAAUAGCCUGCUAAUGCUACCAUGGUGGCUGGCUUCAGGAAGCUGUUUAGACCAUAGUCUGUCAUGUGGUGUAAUUUGAGCAACUCCACUGCCAUGGAGGAAUAGAUAUCUAUAAAUGACUUUACAUUUUGAAUUAUUUUAUACUGAAAACCUAACUGUUAACAUUUUUAAAACUGUUAUAUGCAGUUGCUGGUAAACUGCUUUCUUUUUUAUAUAUGAAAAUUCAUUAGUAUAAUAAUGCAUGCAUUUGUUGGUUAUGAAUAUCAACUAAGAACCAGGCACUGUUGCCAGUGAUGUUUUAUUAUUGCAUAUUUGUAUGAAUGAAAUCAUAUGCGUCAGCGCCUGUAGUCAAUCAGUAGUCCACAAAUAUCAUGUUUAUGCUCCCAUCCCUGUUAAUUUAUAAAACAUUUUUGCAAUGAAGAUAUAUAAACAAAAUCUUGAAUCCAAGUUGUAGAAAAUACUGUACUACUGACAAGCUAAAGGCUUGUGUGUGAAUAAUUCUGAGCUGCAUAUCAGUGGUUUGUGGUCCUUGCUGGCAGGUUUCUGAAAGUGUGCAGUGGGACAAGAAGGUUGUUUGAAUGUGAGCAUGGUUACAGGAGUAGAAUGUAAUGUUCAGCAGAGAAAUCAGGAAGGAUUAGUUGCAAGAUAAUAAAAGAAAGGAAUUUCAUUCAUUGGAAGAACAUCUCAAGCAGUGGAUUUUAUACAUUUUACUGUAAAUUUUGAUCAGGUAAUAACUGACUAAAUUGUGGGGGUUUUUGUUUGUUUGUUUGUUUGUUUGUUUUUUUUAUCAUAUGUCUAACUACAAAGAUUGAGAUUUACCAAGUGUGUGAAAGUGCUGUGCAUUUUUAUGUCUGGACAUCAUUGUUAAAAAUGUUAAAGACUGAUACGGAGGCUAACUGGAAAAAUGAGACCAGAUCGAUGCAAUGUGCCCCUGUAGCAUUGACAGAAACACAUCAUGGCCGUCAGGAAAAACACAAGACAUGAUGUUAAAUUGUUUUUUUGUUUUGUUUUUUUUAAGUCUAAAUAUAUCAUGUAAAUGUGAUUUUUAACUAGAUAUUUUAAGGUUGAUAAGUAUGUAUUUAUAUGUGAUCUGUGCAGGGAUUAUCACAGAUUUUUGUUUUUUGGGGGGGAAAAAACCUUCUUAAUUCAAAUGUGUUAAAAUGUGUUAUAUUGCAGAUGUUUCACUACUAGCACUCCCAUAAGUGUAUGUUUUGUAUGUGGCAUUUAUUCAUGAACCUUACUAUUUUGCACACAAUAAAAUAAGAAUAUAUAA
Molecule: messenger RNA, 4849 nt
Organism: Hemibagrus wyckioides
Lineage: Eukaryota; Metazoa; Chordata; Actinopteri; Siluriformes; Bagridae
Gene: rin2a
Product: Ras and Rab interactor 2a
Exons: 12
Coding region: 264-3122 (952 amino acids)
Biological process (GO): vesicle-mediated transport; signal transduction
Cellular component (GO): endocytic vesicle; cytosol
Molecular function (GO): guanyl-nucleotide exchange factor activity; small GTPase binding
Source: RefSeq, a predicted model, not a curated record